GUAUGUGUCAACUUGGAUAGGAAGAAAUCAAAAUUGAAGGAAUUAGGGAAUAUCCGAAUUCCCCCAAGCGCCCAUUCUGUUUAGGGUAAGCGUAAGUUGAAUGUAAUUGAAAAUUCUAAAACCUGGAUUCCCAUUUUUUCAAUCUCUUAAACGCUCGCAAAAGUUGGAACAUUGCCUUGAACAACAACACACACAACCUCCAUAACCUUCUUCUUUCUUUUUCUUUCCUUCUUCCUUGUGUUUUUCUGACUUGGGUUUCCUUUUAAUUCGUCAAACUCUCCUUUUCUGACACCUCCGGUUUUGAAUCUUCAAACCAAUCCAACCAUACCCUUUUUUUCUCUUCUUCAAUCUGAGCAAUACACCACAAAUUCCCUCUUCUUCCAGUUUUUUUUCAGGCUUUGUAGCUAAAGCUCAAAGACAAGUAUACUAUUUGCACAAUUUUUUUGGGUAGCUUUAUAGGUUAAGAGGUUACUUGCUUUCUAAAUAAGAAACAACCUGUGGUGGAUAAUCAUCAGAAACGAAUGAAAAGCGAUUAUGUUGACUGAUCUGAUUGACGGUCUUCCAGACGCUGUUGCUCAUCAGUGCCUUGCACGUGUUCCCUUCCAUCUCUAUCCAAAGUUGGAGCUUGUUUCUCACUCCUGGCAAGCUGCCAUUCGUAGUGCUGAACUGUUUAGAGUCCGACAGGAGAUUGGAUCAUCAGAAGAUCUUUUAUGUGUAUGCGCAUUUGAACCAGAGAAUCUAUGGCAGCUUUACGACCCCAUCAGAGACCUUUGGAUAACAAUUCCUGUACUUCCAUCGAAAAUUAGGCAUCUUGCACACUUUGGUGCUGUCUCCACUGCUGGGAAGUUGUAUGUGCUGGGUGGUGGCAGUGAUGCUGUUGAUCCGUUAACUGGUGAUCAAGAUAGAAACUUUGCAACCAAUGAGGUGUGGUCAUACGAUCCUGUAAUACGUCGGUGGUCUCAACGUGCAUCAAUGCUCAUACCACGUGCCAUGUUUGCUUGUGGUGUUUUAGAAGGAAAGAUUGUUGUUGCAGGUGGUUUUACUAGCUGCAGAAAAUCAAUUUCUCAGGCAGAAAUGUACGAUCCUGAUAAAGAUGUUUGGAUUUCCCUGCCUGAUCUACACCGUACUCACAAUUCUGCUUGCACAGGGGUGGUGAUUGGAGGCGAGUUGCACGUCUUGCACAAGGGAAUAUCGAAAGUGCAAAUUUUCGACAGCCUGCAGCUUGAAUGGAGAGUUGAAGAGUAUGGUUGGCCCCAAGGUCCAAUGGCUGUUGUUCAAGAUUCACUUUAUGUGAUGGGUCAUGGACAUAUUUUCAAGUACCAUGGAAGAGAACCUAAAAAAUACGUUAUUUCAGCAUCCGAAUUUCGCCAACGAAUAGGGUUUGCAAUGAUUAGUUUGAGAGAUGAAAUUUACGUGAUCGGAGGGGAUAUUGGUCCCGACCGUUUGAAUUGGCACGUCAAGCCAACGUCAGAUGUUGACAUAUUAACAACAGGAGGCGAGAGACCAACAUGGCGACAUGCUGCUUCAAUGACAAGAUGCCGUGGGGCAAUUCGGGGAUGUGCGCAGUUGAGAAUUUAGGAACUUUUUACAUUCGUUUGUGUUUGUACCAAUGUAAUUGAAUUGUAUUUUGGGUCUGGAAAAUCCCUUUCCACUGGCUGCCUCUUUUUGUAAUCUUUGGUCGUUGAUGUUAAGUUUGGAGGGGGGUAUAUGUUGAUGGAUGGCUCCUGGAAUUUGGAUAUCAUAGGAACGGUCUACUGUCUAAUAGUACAUGAAUAUUACGAAUUAGUAUGAUGGGGGAAGGAUCAAAAUUUUCAUUUCUAAAUACUUGAAUCAAAAAGAAUGAUUUAUUGGCAUUCA
This is a messenger RNA of Cucumis melo (muskmelon), 1857 nucleotides long. Its product is annotated as F-box/kelch-repeat protein SKIP30. The record is from RefSeq and is a predicted model, not a curated record. Gene Ontology annotation, molecular function: protein binding. The coding region runs from base 535 to 1578 and encodes 347 amino acids. NCBI's taxonomy places the organism in Eukaryota, Viridiplantae, Streptophyta, Magnoliopsida, Cucurbitales, Cucurbitaceae. The transcript has 3 exons.